Limulus polyphemus (Atlantic horseshoe crab) is the source of this 4047-nucleotide messenger RNA. RefSeq lists its product as uncharacterized. NCBI's taxonomy places the organism in Eukaryota, Metazoa, Arthropoda, Merostomata, Xiphosura, Limulidae. The transcript has a single exon. Gene Ontology annotation, molecular function: zinc ion binding; nucleic acid binding. Bases 175 to 4038 code for a protein of 1287 amino acids. The record is from RefSeq and is a predicted model, not a curated record.
UCAGAGUAAUGUGAUGAUUUACUUAAAACUUAUAAUUGUAUAGGCCUAUAAUGGGUUGAUUAUACUUCUAGUGUUAUUAAGUAACUCGUGAAACACAAUCAUUUUAUUUAGUUUUACUUGCGAUUUUAAGCUAAUCAAUUCAUGCAUGUAAUUUAAAGUAAUACAGUUUUCGAAAUGGACCGUGUGUAUAAUACCGUUAGUGCAGAAAACGGAAGAAACGACAAGAGAGACAGAAAUGAAGCCAACAAAAGCAAGAAAACUAACGUCUUUAGGCCUGAUUCUAAACCAGAGGCAGAGACUAGUUUUAUUCAUGGUAAGCUUAACGAUGGUGAGUCUGAAGUUAAUAACAUGAGUUCAUUUAGAAAAAAGAAGAAACUCUUGAAACUUGAUGGACGAAAAGCACUUAGAAAGUAUUACUCAUUAGAAGGCCAAAAUUUUUUUAUUUGUAUAAAGAAAAUUACUGUGGUUAGUGAAGCAAACGUUGCCCAAACAGUUAAAGAAUUAGGAGGAAAAGUGGCGAAUUUUUUGAGCAGAGAUGUAACAUGUGUAUUAACGGAUAUUGACUCUUCUGAGAAAAGUGGUGAUUUCUCAGUAAUGCAUUGCCAGUGUGAUAGUUCACCUAUAGCAAAUAUUAAUACUAAUAGCAGCCCCCUUGGUGUAAAUAGACAAAUUACUCAUCCGAUUAGUAGAGGUCAGUCAAUUUUGUUAAAAGCAAAAAGUCAAGUGAAUUACAAUCCUAAAUGCAAUAAGUGUGGAAACUAUAACAAUGGCCUUCAGCAUGCAUUGGCACUUGGCAUAAAGAUAUGGAACUUGAAAGAUUUCUUUAGCUGGGUUGACAAUGGAGUAAAAGCACAACAAUUAAAUAAAUUAAAUAAGAAUCAGAAUGCAAGAACUAUUAAAAAUUCUGAACCAAAGCUUUUAGGAAACCCAAGUAUUAAAGUAGAAAGUUGUGGCAGAAAGCAUAAACCAUUUUAUAAAGUUUUUUCUAGUGAACCUACAAUUUUUGUGGAGCCAUCAUACAAAGGAAGCCCGUUUGAGAGUCCCUCUGACCAGUCUUUCAGAGAAAAGCCCAUGUUGUUAAAUCAUAAUGGAGAAGAUAAAACUGAAGUAACUUCUUCAGCAGUGUUAAAGAAAAUGACUAGUUUUUUCAAAGUAGUGAAAGAAAAUAAAAUAGUUCAGAAAGAUAAAAGGCAGUUCUGUGAGUGUUGUAAGUCAUGGUUCUACAACUUGCAACAACACUUAUUCAGUAAAAAACAUAAAGAGUUUAUUUCAAAUCAUACAAACUUCAUUUUUCUCAAGGAAAUUGUCGACACUUUUCCAGACAUAUUACAUUUUUCAGAAGAUAGUAAUGAAACACAGUUUCAGUCAUUUGAAGCCACUAGGAGUAUCAGACAUUCAUUAUCUGAUUCAGAAACAUUUCAUAGAAAUAAUGAUUGUGAACCCCAGAAAAAGAAAAAUUUCAUUCAAACAGAUAACCCUGAAGAAAUUGAUAAAACUGGCCAUGUUGAAGAUGUACUGGAACAGGAUAUUUGUGGAGAAAGAUGCAAACCUGAAACUAUAAAUAUUGAUAAAAAUGCUGCAGAUGGUGAAUUAAAGAACUGUAUUUUCAACAAUGAAGUUAAUGAUUCAAUAUUUGAAAAUGAGAUCAGUCAAAUCUCCAAUAUUGGGACAGAAAAUAAGUAUGAAGGUGUGAAAAUCACAAAAAAAGAAGACAGUGAUGUUGAAGCUAAUGGAAUUUUAGAUAUAGAGUCACUCCUAGAACCACUUGACAUGGACUUGCAACUUUCCAUUCCACCAUCUGAAUUUUUUGACACUGACUUCCAGAAUGGUAAUGAAACUACUAAGCACCUAAUGUUUGAUGACAAUAACGAAGUUAUAUUAAAUCUUCUUGAAGAUUCUAACCACAUAUUGGAGACUGAUAAUUUCUCUGUAACAAAAAGGAAUUGCAUGCAACUUGAAGAGCAAAGAAAUUUUGAGGAUAAUGUGACAAAUACAGGUUAUGUUGAUAAUAUUCAAAGUACAGGUCAUCUGUUAAUGCAACCAACUUCUGGCUCAUAUCCUUCAAAAGAACAUCUUGCUUUAUCAGAAUUAACUUGUCAAUCAUUGAAAGUCUUCAAUCAUCAUAACAUCACAGACAUGUGUGAUGUUGAUAUAAACUUUAGUAGUAACAAUUCAGAAGGAGAGUUCUCAUUGAACAUCAGUAACCUAAUCAAUAGAAUAAAUUAUGAAGUACAAGAUGAAACAAAAGUAUAUUCAAAUGUUUUUCCUCCUGUAAAACCAACAGAAAAUAAUCCAGAUAUGUGGAAUGAACUUUCACCUGAGAAAUUUUCAGCUAAAGAAGAUUUCAGAGAAUGCCCAACCAAAAUUACCAAUCUUGCUGUAAAUAAUGGUAUAGAAAGGAUAUUCAAAGACACCGUGGAAUUUGAAGAUAAAGUUAAGGAUAUGAAAGGUAACACCUACAUACAGAUUGCACAGAGAGAUGAAAAUAUUAACAGAUGCUUAGAACGUGAAAAAACUUCUUUGGAACACUUGCAGAAUGAUAUAACAGAUAAUGCAACCAACUUUGUACAACGAGUUAAUCAGCCAAAUUUCUCACCCAGCAGAGAAUUUAAUAGUAAUCAGCAUGAUAACCAUACAGGUUUGGUCAUUAAUGGAUCGGUUAAUACUGUUCAGCAAAACAACCAGUUAAGUUUGUUGUCAACAGUAAACAGUGGUCCACAAGAUAGUCUGUCAUUAUGUUUACCUGACAAAGGAUCUGAUAUUAAGCAAAAUAAUGAGUUACAUUUGUCUAACAGAGAAGCUGAUUGUUUUAAACAAAAUAGUCAGUCAUAUUUGUCAUUCAAUAAAACAAGUGAUAGUGUUAAGGAAAACAAUCAGUUAUGCGUUUUGUCUAACGGAGAAACUGAUGUUAUUUGGCAAAAUACCCAGACAAGGUUGUCGUUUAAUAGAGAUUCAAUAACAGACACUGUUAUUCAAAGCAAUCAAUCAAAGCUUUUAUCAUACACAGAAUUAGAUAAUGAUUAUCCAAACAAAAACAUCAAUUCUUUUGACAUCAAAACUGGUAAUGUUCAGCAAAUCAAUAAGAUUUCAAGUGCAGAAAAUGGUAGUACACAGAAAAACAAUCGGCUGUCUGAUAAAGAACUUGAUAAUACUGAACAGAACAAUCAACCAGGAAUUGGUAUUGGGCAUCAAAACAGUUACCUGUCUAAUAAAGAACUUGAUAAUACUGAACAGAACAAUCAACCAGGAAUUGGUAUUGUGCAUCAAAACAGUUACCUGUCUAAUAAAGAACUUGAUAAUACUGAACAGAACAAUCAACCAGGAAUUGGUAUUGUGCAUCAAAACAGAUAUUUGUUUAGCAGAGGAGAGGAUCAACUGUUCAACAGAGAAGCUGUUGAUGGUCAUUCAAACAAUCAUUUGUUUAGCAACGAAAUUGAUAGUGAUAAAAAAAUAAAUCAACUAUUCAUGGGAAAUACUGAUAAUCCUCAACAGAACAGUCAAUCAUGUUUAUUACCUUCAAAUAAUACUGAUGAUAUUAAUCUAAACAACCAAACAGGUGCAUUAUCUGAUAGUUUAGUUGUGAAUAUUCAACAUAACUACCUAAAUCCUUUUAUCAGCUCAACACAUUUUGGUCAAACAAAUUCAGAGUUGGGUUUAUCCCAGACUAACACCUCAUCUGACAAUAAAUAUUAUAAAAACAAGUGGAGUGUAAAUGUUAAGUCCUCUGACACAUUGCACUUGGUAUUUACUACUAGUCAGAAGAGAAACUUACAAGAUAUAAUUUCUGAAGACAUGGCCAUAACAGAUUUUCUUGAUAAAAAUAACACUAAUAGUGAUCUCAUUGAGGAAAAGUGGGAUCCUUCUAGUGACACUAACUCCUAUUUAUCAUCAUCUUCCAGUGAUAAUGAGAGUACUUCAGAAUGGUGUGUUCAACAUGUAAAGGAUACCAAAUUAAAGCUCUGUAAAACAAAAAAUUUAUUAGAAGAUAGGUCUUUGUCAGUCCCUAAAAAACGUCGAAAGUAUAUAUGCUAUUAUUAAGAAUGUUUU